UCGCAGUGAACGCGACCUGCAAACUAGGGCACUUUGGUUCCGACGAAAUCCCUCCCCCUCAGGCAAGUCCCUAGAAAGAGAGCGCAGGGGCCUGAGUGUCACAUGACCACUUCCCGGAAGCGCGGCAGACCCGCUUCACUUCAGUCUGGGUUAAGGUGGAGGAGAAUUCCCGGAAUUAUGGCGAAGUCCGGACUGGGGCAGGAUCCUCAGAGCACAGCUGCAGCCACUGUGCUCAAGCGGGCGGUAGAACUAGAUUCGGAGUCGCGGUAUCCGCAGGCUCUGGUGUGUUACCAAGAGGGGAUUGAUCUGCUCCUGCAGGUUCUGAAAGGUACCAAAGAUAAUACUAAGAGAUGUAAUCUCAGAGAAAAAAUUUCCAACUACAUGGACAGAGCGGAAAACAUAAAGAAGUACUUGGAGCAAGAAAAAGAAGAUGGAAAAUAUCACAAGCAAAUUAAAAUAGAAGAGAAUGCAACAGGUUUCAGUUAUGAGUCACUUUUUCGCGAAUAUCUUAAUGAGACAGUUACAGAAGUUUGGAUAGAAGAUCCUUAUAUUAGACAUACUCAUCAGCUGUAUAACUUUCUUCGAUUUUGUGAGAUGCUUAUUAAGAGACCAUGUAAAGUAAAAACUAUUCACCUUCUCACCUCUCUGGAUGAAGGCACUGAGCAAGUGCAGCAAAGUAGGGGCCUGCAAGAAAUAGAAGAGUCACUCAGGAGUCAUGGUGUGCUGUUGGAAGUGCAGUACUCUUCUUCAAUACAUGACCGAGAAAUUAGGUUCAACAAUGGAUGGAUGAUUAAGAUUGGAAGGGGACUUGAUUAUUUUAAGAAACCACAGAGUCGUUUUUCCCUUGGAUAUUGUGAUUUUGAUUUAAGACCAUGUCAUGAAACAACAGUGGACAUUUUUCAUAAGAAACAUACCAAAAAUAUAUGAUGGGCAGUAGCCUAAUUUGUAUUAUGUCUAUUUUAUGUGAAUAUUGGAUUUUUUUUAAAAGAUCACUUUUGUAAUGUAUGAAUUUAACAACAAACUUUUAUAUUUCUACUAAUUUAUGGAUCCAUCAUUCGGUUGUGGGAACAAUCCUGAAUAUUUUUGUAACUAUAUUACUCAGUAGAUUUACAAUGUUUCUUUCAAGUAAUACAGCUAAUUUAAACAUG
Messenger RNA from Piliocolobus tephrosceles (Ugandan red Colobus), 1148 nucleotides. It is a transcript of the gene MITD1, whose product is annotated as microtubule interacting and trafficking domain containing 1. The transcript has 7 exons. Bases 103 to 927 code for a protein of 274 amino acids. Gene Ontology annotation, cellular component: midbody. The record is from RefSeq and is a predicted model, not a curated record. Gene Ontology annotation, biological process: midbody abscission. NCBI's taxonomy places the organism in Eukaryota, Metazoa, Chordata, Mammalia, Primates, Cercopithecidae.